UCUACAUCUUCUCUCACUCGUCAAUACCAGUAAGCAAAUAGAGCUUCCCACAGCAGAAAAAAGAAGAAGAAAGAAAACACUUCCACUCAGCAUCAAAUGUCUGCUCUGGUUGUGAUCUCGGGCGGGCUCGUGGAGGCGCAGUACGAGUUCCCGCCGCUGUCCACGGUGAGAGAUGCCAAGGCCCAGAUCCAGUCCGACUACGCGGUCCCCAUCCGCCGCCAGAUCCUUCGCCGCCGAGGCCCAAACAAUUCACCCGUGGGCCCGGAGAUACUGGUGGACGCCCGCGCGCUUGAGUCGUACGGGAUUGGGCCCAACGGAUGGGCCCGGCUGGACCUGGAGGUGGUGAUGGACCGACUGGUGUCCGUGCUGGUGGUGGUGACGUCGCUGCAGCUGCCGGGGUGGCAGGAGGAGAUCCGGUGCCGGGAGACUGAGACGGUUUUGGAUUUCAAGGAGCAGAUCGCCUACAAGCUGGGGUGGGGCUCGCCGGCGGAGAUGGUGUUGCGCCACCGGAGGACGGUGAUGAGCUUGGACAAUGCUGCCGUGAUCCAGUACCUGGUCACCGACGGGAGCCGGCUCACCGUUGAGUUCCCCAAGAUGCCCGCUCCCCGCCCCCGUUUAUGAUUAGCUCGAGUCUCCGAUCCGGCGGUUUGUCUUCGUUUGAUUAGUAGUAGUAGUAGUACGUACCGAGGAUGAGAUGUUAGAGAGCAAGAGUAAUCAAGUGGCCCCAAAUUGAAGGUUAUUUCUAUUAUUAUUCUAUGAUGAUUAUCCAGUAAGUAGAUUAAUUGUCUCUAUAAAUUUAAAAUUGCAUU
Molecule: messenger RNA, 809 nt
Organism: Linum trigynum
Lineage: Eukaryota; Viridiplantae; Streptophyta; Magnoliopsida; Malpighiales; Linaceae
Source: the annotation of a GenBank genome assembly